Sphenostylis stenocarpa is the source of this 393-nucleotide messenger RNA. The record is from the annotation of a GenBank genome assembly. NCBI's taxonomy places the organism in Eukaryota, Viridiplantae, Streptophyta, Magnoliopsida, Fabales, Fabaceae.
AUGUUGAAGCUGGCUAAAGUGGGAAUGAAACGAGUACUAGAUGAUUUGGAAUCUGGGCCAAAUUGUUUUGAAACUGCAAUGCGUAAUAGUGCUACACUUGCUCCUCCAUAUAAGGACCCUCUUGGCCCUUCCCCUAGGCUUCUAGUUAUUCUUCUGGUUCUUUCCUCUGUUGUAUUUGCUGCUGCAGUUCCUGCAACAAGAAGCUCCAUGAUUGGGAAAAUGAAUCCUUUGGUGCAAGAUCAUCUGGCUAAGAACCCAGUUAUGGAGUUAAGCAACAGCGAGGAAGACAUGAACAAAGGAACUUCUGAGAGCAGAAUGAUGAUGGAUAUUGUAGACUACCCUGGAACAAAACCAAAUCCAGCUCAUGAUCCAAAAUCUCCUGGAAAACCUUAA